UCGGGUGUUGAUGUAAUAUUUAACUGUUCUUGUUUUAAAAGUAAAAAACCUAAAGCUGGAACAGAACAACAAGGUCAAUCACCUGUAAAACCAACAAUACUUGUUAGUGAACCAAGUAGUCCACAAGAAGCAAUGAAAUCUUUUGACGAAAGAACUACAACUGAUUAUUCAAUUUUACCUGAUGGUAAACGUAUUUAUAUUGAUGCUUUUCGAGAUCGACCUGGUCUUGAUAUGUCUUAUAAACCAAAUGAUUUUGAAACUCGAUUUGUUCUACCAAUUGUAAGACUAAUUCUCUUCAUAAAUUCUUAA
Adineta ricciae is the source of this 309-nucleotide messenger RNA. NCBI's taxonomy places the organism in Eukaryota, Metazoa, Rotifera, Eurotatoria, Adinetida, Adinetidae. The record is from the annotation of a GenBank genome assembly.